GCCUGCAGGUUUACUAUAUUUUCUCCUUGACCUUGAUUCGAAAAAUUAAAUACAAUUUUUUUGUUAGCCUCCUAGUGAGCUUGUGUGCACCGGAAAAAAAAUUACUACCGACAAUUCCGCAUUUGACUUUGGAUGCCGAAAGUCUAAGGGAGUAAAAAUACAUUCAGUUGUGUCCACCAUAUUUCUCAUACUGCGCCAAAUCGUAAUGGCUUCUUAAAAAUACUUUCGGGACAAGCAUAAGCAGUAGUCUUCUGCUGCUCUGACAUUCUGGCUUUGUUUCUUGAAAACAUAAAUUUUAUGUAUGGGGGAAUCCAGUCGCUUGUUCUUUUCUCGACAAUAGUAAAAGGCCCUUCCGCAUCACCAUGAGUUUGCAGGCCGAUGUCGACUUUUUGCCGAACUAAACGCUGAAACUGGAUCGCCGUAGGGUUGUUUGUUUGUGUUUGGACGCCAAAACAGACGCCCCCCUCCGCAGAAUGCAACCAACCAAAAAGAAACGAUUUAUGGAAGGUGCUGAAGACUGCAGAAAGGGGUCUUCAUCGAUGAGUGAGAAACAACGAAAUGUCAUGCUGGAGUUUUUGAGUGAGAAUCCCAGUAUGAUUCGUGAUAGAUCUGUGGGUGGAACAUCUAACAGGCCCAAUAGAGAUGAACUCUGGGAAAAGUUGGCAACUGUUUUAAAUUCUUGUGGGUCAGGAGCACAGAAGGAUGGAGCUGGAUGGAGGAGAUCAUGGCAGGACCUAAAGCGUUAUGAAAGCCUCAAAGCAAAAGAAUCCAUGGCCAGAUUGGGAAAAUCGUCAGAGUGUCAAGAAUCACCCACAAUAUCACUGUCACCUCUUCAGGAGAAAAUUGCAACUCUUUUGAACAUAUCCAUAAAAGUGAGUAUGAGGAGCCUGAACCUAUCUCAGACAUUUCUAACAGACAUGCAUCUCAACAUAGGAUGUAGGAAUAGCGGUAGCAAAAAACUCACAAACAAUACACAUUUGAAGGUAUUUAUCACAUUCUUUAUACAAACUUUACAGCAAAAUAGCAUUUGUGAAACAAUUCCAACUGGGGCCUUAAACAUACACUCAUUUUAAAAUUUAAAAUCAGCUGCAGUACUCUUUGAAUCUCAUCCCUAUCACUGGUAAUUAAUUGCAUGUUCAAGUCGACAAUUCAGCAACCUUGUGAUAAAACAUUUUCUUAUCAAAGUA
Molecule: messenger RNA, 1187 nt
Organism: Thrips palmi
Lineage: Eukaryota; Metazoa; Arthropoda; Insecta; Thysanoptera; Thripidae
Exons: 3
Coding region: 474-1073 (199 amino acids)
Source: RefSeq, a predicted model, not a curated record